Messenger RNA from Schistocerca cancellata (South American locust), 3139 nucleotides. It is a transcript of the gene key, whose product is annotated as optineurin. The record is from RefSeq and is a predicted model, not a curated record. Gene Ontology annotation, cellular component: cytoplasm; nucleus. Gene Ontology annotation, molecular function: K63-linked polyubiquitin modification-dependent protein binding. The transcript has 13 exons. NCBI's taxonomy places the organism in Eukaryota, Metazoa, Arthropoda, Insecta, Orthoptera, Acrididae. Gene Ontology annotation, biological process: regulation of canonical NF-kappaB signal transduction. Bases 174 to 1955 code for a protein of 593 amino acids.
AAUGGCCACUUCGGGGACGUCCGCACUUAUGUGAUAAUUACCAAAACAUGAACGAAAUAUCGUAAAUUCGCGAUUGUCACGCUGUGAGUAAUAGUCAUAGUUAGGUGUGGUGAGAUCACUGAUAACGUUGUUAAAAGACGUCUUCUACAGUUGGAUAAAACACGAGUGUUAAAAUGGUGAAAGUCAAUGAAAAGGAUGAGACUUCAAAAACUCCUGGACACGACCCACUUUCCUCAAUGUCAAGUGAAGGAUCGUUUGUUGUUUUGGGAACAUCACCUCAUGAAUCUGAAAGACAGCCUGCAAGUGAUAUUACUAUUGUCUCACAGCCACCAAGUUUUAAUGACUUUAUGUUGACAGAUUAUCAGACACCAUCGAACUUACCGGAACCGCUAUCUGCUGACUUGAGUCCAGAAGAGGUUCACAAAAAGCUUGAAGAGGUCGUGCAGCACAAUCUUCAUCUGAAAGAGCUGUUGUUCCAGAAUAACCUAAGCUGGAAACGUAAUUACCAGAUAUUACUAACAUGGCAGGAAGAACUCUCAAAGCAGCAACAGAAGAAUAAUGAAAAAUUUGCAGAAAAUAAGGAGUUCACAAUGAAGUUGAUUGCAGAAAACAAGGAGCUAAAACGUUACAUUGAGGAAUCAAAACGAGGAAGUGACCAUGAAUUGCAGCUGGAAGCUGAAAAUGCUGAGCUUAAGAAAAAGACAGCAGAAUUGGAGAAAAGGCUGGCAGCAUCAAGUGCAAAGGGAGAAAAAACAGAAUGUGGAACACCAAGUAAGAAAGAACUAGAGUUGAGCAGUCUUGUAGAACAGUUGAAUAAACAACUUGAAGCAGCAGAAAGAUCAAAACGGCAGCUAAUAAUGGACAAUGAGCGUCUGAGUGCCCAAAAAAGUCGAUUAGAGAAAGAAAUGGAUAAUAUAAAGGCUGAUCUAGAAGAGCUGAAGGUGAACUGUCAUAAGUUAGAAUUGGAAAGAGAAGAGCUGCUCUCCAGAUCAAAUCAUCUUGAUGAGAGCUCUACCUCUCCUCAGUUGGAUGUGCAAAGUAAUGAAGAGACUGAUUUUGCUACCAGCAUGAAAAAUUAUGAGAGACAUCUACAGCAAAUCAAUACAAACCUAGAUGAGAAGACUGAAAGGUACACAACUUUGGACAGCUGGCUACAGGUAGCUGCUGACAAUGUUAAUCAGUGGAAUGGAGUCCCAAGUGCAGAUUCUGCUAUUAUAGCAAAUCUCAAGAAAGAAAUCCAGGACUUACGACAAUUAUUAAUAAAAGAACAGAGCUUUGGACAUGAUAAAAAAAUAAACUUAGCUGAAGCUCAGUCACAGUUUCAGAAAUUAUUCUCAGACUACCAAGAACUUUUAGAAGAGUGGGAAAAAUUUCAUGCGGAACAGAAAACAAAAGAAAAACAAAACAAUGAAUACCAUGAAUUUCAAGUUCGAGGGUAUGUCGAAAAAAUAGACAACCUUACCGCACAACUGAUGUCAAAAGAAGAAGCUCUUACACAACAGAAACAACGAAUUGAUGAACUGACUAAAGAAGUAAAGAAGCUUGAGCAAGAAAAAGAAGAAAUUCCUGUACUAAAAGCCCAGGCGGAAGUAUACCAGUCAGAUUUUAUUGCUGAAAGAGAAGCAAGAGCUAAUUUGGCAGGAGAGAAAGAAAAAUUGGCUGAAGAUCUAAGAAAACUCCACCGCCAGAACAAGGAGCUUCGGGAAGAAUUAGAAAAGUGUCGGCCUGACAGAGGUCGUUUGAAUAGUGGUUGGAACACCUUUUCAGCUCCAGGAAGGCCUAGGGUAAAUGGCCAGAACCAGCAACAAACUUCAGAUGUAGAAGACAGACAGAGUAUAUACAAUGAAGAAAUCCCCCCUCGAAAAAAGUAUGACUGUCCAAACUGCAAUAGGCAAUUUCCAAGGUUGGAUCAUUUAGAACUUCAUGUGGAAACUUGUCUUAACCUGACAAACUGAGGAAAGACAGGUGAACGACCUGUACCAUUGCCCAAAGUGCAACAUGAGUUUCUUUGUACUUCAAGCUCUGGAACGGCAUGUGGAUAGAUGUCUGGAUCUGCAGAUGUUCCCUGAAUGAAGUGCCAACAACAGCUAGAAGAUAAUUAAUCAAACAUUUAUUUUCAUGUAAAGAAACCUGCUUAAACUGUAUAUAGUCUUCUAGUUAUGAGAGUGGUUAAUAGCAUUUCCCAUAUGUGCUUGUACAGCGUUCAGAAACAAAUUCUAUGUAUGUUGCAUCAUAAAUAUUUUAUAAUAUAUUUGUCUACAUAAUUAUCCUAUUUGCAGUUUUCUACCAUCUUUAACUUUCUGGGGGACCUUUUUUAUUUCUUUAUUCGUUCAGUGGCUUUCAGGUAGACUUCAAAUUGGUGCUCCGUGUUAGCACUCAGUUUCCUUCUGCAGCCCAUGUGCUACAUGUUCAGUUUGUAUUUUAUUUGAUGAAAAACUCUUCAUGACAUAAUGUUUGUACAUGGUUUCUGAAUAUUGUUUGAGGUGCUCCCAUAGUUACCAUUUCUGUUGUAAACUGUGUAUGUGUGAUUAGUAUAUAUUUUAUUAUGCAGUUUUGUUCAGUCAUUGUCAGAUGGUGCAUUUGUGACCAUUAUCUUCUGUUAGUGUAUAAUUCUUCAGUGGAGAUUUAAUUCGGAGGCAGAUCAUCAGUGAUUUAAAACAAAAUAAGUUAUUGAUAUCCCAUAUAUUACUGUAGCCUUUUUAUUAACUUUCACAAAAAAUUAAAAUAACUUUUUAGUUAGCACAGAGAAAUGAGGGAAAGCAGUUUUGCCACAAUCUACAGCUCGUACAAUGUGUUCAUACGAUCAUUUGGAAUAUACCGAUUCAUUACAAACCAAACAAACCCUGGUAACUUUCAAUCAUUUGAUGCCUUUUUUUCCUCACCUUUACUGAUAGCAAAUUGCUAAUAAAUUUCAUUUUUACAUGUGCGAUCACUGUUAAAAUUUAGCAAUCAUGCAUUGUUUUCAAGAAUAUUCAUUUCCUUACUUUUCCAUUAAUAUUUCCCUUUGAUUUUUGCCAAAUUGCACUCUACUGAUGAAAUUUGGUUCAUGACAUCACUUAUCAGUGUUUUGUUCUAGUUUGUGACAAAGUCAGUGAGUUGCAGUGCUUUUCUGAUACUGUGAUCGUAGUAUUAGCAGUCU